Suillus paluster is the source of this 423-nucleotide messenger RNA. RefSeq lists its product as uncharacterized. The record is from RefSeq and is a predicted model, not a curated record. The annotation marks the transcript as partial. NCBI's taxonomy places the organism in Eukaryota, Fungi, Basidiomycota, Agaricomycetes, Boletales, Suillaceae. The transcript is spliced from 2 exons.
CUUGUUCCCAGAUUUCAUCUACUGACAUACAUUGUCGCAUGUCGAACUUCAUUUUCUCUUAAACUUAUCAAAGGCAUGGCAAGAAUGAAUGGUGAAGCUAUUGGACGUGGAUGGUCUAACAUGAAUCCUGUUGCUACCAACACAUGGGAAAUGGGUCCAGGGUCAAGAUGCGACAUCUUGGAUGAUCAUUUCGGUGAUCAAAAUUGGUUUAAAGUGUCUAACUUAGGUCCAUGCUUCUCAAAAAAACUCAAGAAGGCAAUUCUGGAAUGCAAUCAGCAUGCUGUAGAUAUUCAAAACUUUAAGGAAGUCAUCUCAUCUUUGAGUCUCAGUGCCUGGCAGAUGAUGGUAGAAGAAUGGGAGGGUGAUCAUUCAAACCUGAACCCUUUCAAGAUUGAAGCUUCAGAUAUGUUUUCACUUAUAUGA